CCGAUAUUUUUCCUAAGUGAGUUAAUCAUCAUCAUCAUCAUCUUCAAUCAAAAAAAUGACAGUCAAACUAACCCUUCUGCACUGCAUAUCUUACCAAUCAACAUAUCCACCCCACACAAACUCUAAUCCACAAACACCAAUGGCUUCCGUGGUUCCUAAAGUGAAAUUAGGCUCACAAGGUCUACUUGUUUCAGCACAAGGGUUGGGUUGUAUGGGUAUGACCGGAAGCUACGGUCUCCCCAAACCCCAACCCGACAUGAUCAAACUCAUCCACCAAGCCAUUGAUUCCGGCGUCACAUUUCUUGACACUUCCGACGUCUACGGUCCCCACACCAACGAAAUCCUCGUCGGCAAGGCUUUGAAAGAAGGAGGACUUCGAGACAAAGUUCAAAUCGCUACGAAAUUUGGAAUCCGACAGGUGGAUGGAAAGACAGAAGCGUGUGGUGAUCCGGCGUAUGUACGGUCAUGUUGUGAAGCUAGCCUGAAGAGACUUGAUAUUGAUUGUAUUGAUCUCUACUAUAUUCAUCGGAUUGAUAUUCGAGUCCCAAUCGAAGUCACGAUGGGAGAACUGAAGAAACUGGUUGAGGAAGGGAAAGUGAAGUAUGUGGGAUUAUCAGAAGCGUGUGCUUCAACGAUCAGAAGGGCUCAUGCGGUUCAUCCGAUAACAGCCGUACAGAACGAGUGGUCUUUAUGGUCAAGAGAUUUGGAAGAUGAAAUUAUUCCUACUUGCAGAGAACUUGGCAUUGGGAUAGUUCCUUACAGUCCUAUUGGCAGGGGAUUCUUAGCUGUCGGCCCGUCGUUGGCUGAAAACUUGAUAGAGGGUGACUUCAGGAAGAGGAUGCCAAGGUUUCAGAAUGCGGAUCACAACAAGACUAUAUUCGAGCGUGUGAGCGAGAUGGCUACAAGGAAAGGGUGCACCGCAGCUCAACUAGCCUUAGCCUGGGUGCAUCACCAAGGAACUGAUGUGGUUCCAAUACCAGGAACCACAAAGCUUGAAAACUUUAAGCAAAACAUUGGGGCUUUAUCUGUAAAGCUAACACCGGAGGAGAUGGCUGAACUUGAAUCAUUUGCUUCAAAUGAAGCUGUAAAGGGUGAUAGACAUGCAGUGAUGCGAAUGACAUGGAUAAAUUCAGAGACUCCUCCGUUGUCGUCUUGGAAAGCCAAUUUAUGAGUAUUUAAGUCUGAUCGACAAAAUUGGGUUCGGAUCAAAAUGGGUUGUAAAAAAAGUAUGAAUUUGGUUCGGGUGAAAUUGUGUUUUAAUCGAAAUGGGUUCACUUUGAUGAAUAAAUUAAAAUUUGGAGGUGUAUUUAAUAUAUUUAGACUUCUCCAAAAAGUUUUUGAUAUGUUUCAUGUUUAUGUUUGUGUU
Messenger RNA from Helianthus annuus (common sunflower), 1366 nucleotides. Its product is annotated as probable aldo-keto reductase 2. Bases 56 to 1171 code for a protein of 371 amino acids. The transcript is spliced from 5 exons. NCBI's taxonomy places the organism in Eukaryota, Viridiplantae, Streptophyta, Magnoliopsida, Asterales, Asteraceae. The record is from RefSeq and is a predicted model, not a curated record. Gene Ontology annotation, cellular component: cytoplasm.